UAUCGUAUAUCCUGAUAAAAACGUUUACAAAACACAAAGUUUUAAAAUGAACAACAAUCAUUCGAAUGUUACUCUUUUCAUCUAAUAUGGUUGUCGUGUAACACAACAUAAACACUUAAGACUGAGGCAGCAACAGUUAUACAAAUCGAAAAUGGAUACUAAUAUAGAACAAUAUCCACCAGUGAAUUGGGGCAAUGAAAAACUAGAAGAAGCACAGGACUCAGUUAAUGAUAAUCCUUGGGAUGUUGAAUCUUGGGCAAUAUUAUUGCGCGAAGCACAGACACGAUGGAUAAAUGAUGUACGAUCCUUCUUUGAAAAACUUGUUACAACCUUCCCAACUUCUGGUCGUUACUGGAAGUAUUAUAUUGAAAUGGAAAUGCGUGGUCGGAAUUUUGAAAAUGUUGAAAAGCUUUUUCAACGAUGCCUUGUGAAAGUACUGAAUAUUGAAUUAUGGAAACUUUACCUUGCUUAUGUGAAAGAAACUAAAGCACUGUUACCAACUUACAAAGAAAAAAUGGCUCAAGCUUAUGAUUUUGCCUUGGAGAAAAUUGGUAUGGAUAUACAUUCACAUAACAUUUGGCAAGAUUAUAUUACAUUUUUAAGUAGUGUUGAAGCUGUUGGUUCAUAUGCCGAAAACCAAAAGAUUACAGCAAUCCGAAAAGUGUAUCAACGUGGUGUUGUAAAUCCCAUGAUUAAUAUUGAAUUGCUAUGGAAAGAAUACUUGGCUUUUGAGCAGAGUAUUAAUAUUAUGAUUGCUGAUAAAAUGAUGAUAGAACGAAGUAGAGAUUAUAUGAAUGCUAGGAGAGUUACUAAAGAAUAUGAAGUAGUUAUAAGAGGAUUAAAUAAAAAUUAUCCUAGUGUACCACCAACUGGAAGCCUUGAUGAGAUGAAACAAGUAGAGCUGUGGAAAAAAUAUAUCACUUGGGAAAAAGCAAACCCUUUAAAUACUGAAGAUACUGCAUUAAUAACAAGACGAGUUAUGUUUGCUUUUGAUCAAGCCCUUUUAUGCAUGACUCAUCAUCCUGACUUUUGGUAUGAAGCUGCGCAAUUUUUAGAUGGAAGUUCUAAAAUCCUUUUAGAAAAAGGAGAUAUAUCAGCAGCUAAACAAUAUAGUGACGAAGCAGCUAAUGUUUAUGAAAGAGCCAUCGGUACUGUAUUAAAUACAAGUAUGUUAUUACGUUUUGCUUAUGCUGAUUUUGAAGAAGGGAGAAUGAAUUAUGAUAAAGUUCAUAGUAUUUACAAAAGUUAUCUAGAAAAUGAAAUUACUACUGAUCCAACGCUGACAUAUGUACAAUAUAUGAAAUUUGCUCGUCGUGCAGAAGGAAUUAAAUCUGCAAGAGCUGUUUUCAAAAAAGCUAGAGAAGACUCUAGAUCUAAAUAUCAUGUUUAUGUCUCAGCUGCUUUAAUGGAGUAUUAUUGUAGUAAAGAUAAGAAUAUUGCCUUUCGUAUUUUUGAACUCGGCUUAAAAAAAUAUUGUGAUAACCCUCAGUAUAUUAUUAGUUAUAUAGAUUAUCUUUCUCAUCUAAAUGAGGAUAAUAAUACAAGAGUAUUAUUUGAAAGAGUUUUAUCAAAUACAAGUUUAGAACCAGAAAAAUCUGUUGAAAUAUGGAAUCGGUUCCUUGAGUUUGAAUCAAACAUAGGUGAUUUAUCAAGCAUACUGAAAGUAGAAAAACGAAGGUCAGCUGUCCUUGGAAAGCUAGUCGAGUUUGAAGGCAAAGAAACUGCUCAACUUGUUGAUAGAUACAGAUUUUUAGAUCUUUUUCCGUGUACAAGUCCAGAGUUGAAAUCUGUUGGUUAUAACGAAGUUACCAUUACAUCCUCUAAGACCAUGCAUAAUUCUACUCAAAGGUCUGCUAUUAUUGAUGGGUUAGACGAUUUAGAUAAUCGACCUAAUGAAAAAAGACUGCCCUUGCCAGAUGUUUCUCAAAUGAUCCCUUAUAAACCUAAAUUGAAUGCUUUUCCAGGCGAACAUAUCGUACCAGGGGGAACUUUUCCACCACCACCUCCUGCUUGUCAAUUAAUGCAAGUACUACCACCUCCUGGUUGUUUUCAUGGCCCAUUUGUAUCUGUGGAAAUGCUUAUGGACAUUUUUCUCAGACUCAUUCUUCCUGACAAGGUACCAAUGCCAAAAGCUGAAAAUGGAUGUGAUGUCAAACUAUUUGAUACUGCUGUGUCCGUGCAAUGGGCCAAUGAAGAUACAACACAUGGUAGUUCUAGUAAGAAGAAGCGCAAAAUAGCAGGAUUGUCUGGCAAAGGUGAUGACAGUGAUGAUGAUAUAAAUCUAGUGCCACCUCAAUUUGAUAUUUAUCGUGCUAGACAACAAAAACGUGUGACAAAAUAAUCUUUUAAAAAUAUUAAAAAGAUUAUUUUUAACAAAUGUAAAUAGUUAUUUUAAUUAAAUAAUUAUUUUUACCAUAUACAUUAAGAAACUACACUAAAUGUGUAUGUAAUGUGUAAUAUACAUUGAAUUGGUAAAA
Messenger RNA from Sipha flava (yellow sugarcane aphid), 2477 nucleotides. It is a transcript of the gene su(f), whose product is annotated as protein suppressor of forked. Gene Ontology annotation, biological process: mRNA 3'-end processing. The transcript is spliced from 14 exons. Lineage: Eukaryota; Metazoa; Arthropoda; Insecta; Hemiptera; Aphididae. Gene Ontology annotation, cellular component: nucleus. The record is from RefSeq and is a predicted model, not a curated record. The coding region runs from base 152 to 2341 and encodes 729 amino acids. Gene Ontology annotation, molecular function: protein binding; mRNA binding.